Oryza brachyantha (malo sina) is the source of this 1755-nucleotide messenger RNA. Its product is annotated as plant intracellular Ras-group-related LRR protein 1. Gene Ontology annotation, molecular function: protein binding. NCBI's taxonomy places the organism in Eukaryota, Viridiplantae, Streptophyta, Magnoliopsida, Poales, Poaceae. The transcript has 4 exons. The coding region runs from base 196 to 1260 and encodes 354 amino acids. The record is from RefSeq and is a predicted model, not a curated record.
CUCGCUGCAAGGGUCAGCUCCCCUCCUUCCUACCACACCAUAUAUACCGUGGCUUUAAUUUCCUCCUCAGCUAUAGAAGCUCUCGAUCGCCGACCCCGUUGCCUCCGGCCGCCUGCCACCUGCUGCUGCAUGCUGAUCUGAAGAACACUCGCUCUUCGAGCCUGAGGUAUAUCAGGAGUGGAGAAGCUAGGAAACAUGAGGGAAAUGGGAGAGAAGAGGAGGCAUCAUGGGCAUCUUAACCAUGCUGGUUUUGCAGGAGGGAUGCAUGACCAUGAGGAGAAGAACAAGGAGCAGAAGCUAGACAUGAGUGGCAUGUCCAUGGACACCCUCCCACAUCUCACCAUGUCUCUUGGUCAAGUCACCAUCUUGGAUCUCUCUAACAACAAUCUCGAGAGCAUCCCAGAGUCGAUAGUCGCACGGCUGCUGAACGUGGUGGUGCUGGACGUGCGGUCCAACCAGCUGAAAUCGCUGCCCAACUCCAUCGGCUGCCUCUCCAAGCUCAAGGUCCUCAACGUCUCCGGCAACCUGCUCGAGUCCCUCCCCAACACCAUCGAGGAGUGCCGUGCACUGGAGGAGCUGCACGCCAACUUCAACGAGCUGACGAAGCUGCCGGACACGCUGGGGUUCGAGCUGCACAGCCUCCGGAAGCUGUCGGUGAACUCCAACAAGCUGGCCCAGCUCCCCUACUCGACGUCGCACAUGACGGCGCUCCGGGCGCUGGACGCCCGGCUCAACUGCCUCCGCGCGCUCCCCGACGGCCUCGAGAACCUCGUCAACCUCGAGACGCUCAACGUCAGCCAGAACUUCCAGUUCCUCCGGGAGCUCCCCUACGCCGUCGGCCUCCUCGUCUCGCUCCGGGAGCUCGACGUCAGCUACAACUCCAUCUCCGCGCUGCCGGACUCCAUGGGCUGCCUCACCAAGCUCGCCAGGUUCAGCGCCGUCGGCAACCCGCUCGUCUCCCCGCCCAUGGACGUCGUCGACCAGAGCCUCGACGCCAUGCGCGCCUACCUCACCGCCCGCAUGAACGCCUCCGACGACUCCAAGAAGAAGAAGAAGGCGUGGCUGCCCAGGACGCUCGUCAAGUACAGCACCUUCACCGCGAGGAUGACGCCCGGCCGCACCAGGGUGCACGAGAACACGGAGGGCCUCCUCAUGUCCGACUACCGCUCGCUCAACGGCCUCGCCUCGCCGAGGUUCCUCACCAUGCUCUCGCCGCGCCGCCUCUUCUCGCCGCGGAGGAACUCGCCCAAGCAUUGCUGAUCCACCUGACCUCUGCCUGCCUACUGCAUGCUUGCCUAGUUGCCUCAUGCCUAGUUGCCUUCUUCAGGUGUUCAUGUUUAGAUGGGAGAUUUGCUUCGGCCCAACAAAAAAUACCACGAGAUAUCAGUAUCUCACGGUGCUAAAUCGUUUCUUGCCAUUGAAUCUAGCUGAGUAGAAUGGACAUUGUCAGAUCCAACAAUCAGAAACAAUUUGGUACCGUGAGUGUUACUAUGCUCCUACAUAGGAUAGAAGAUAUGCUGCUGCUGCAAGGUGUGUAUAUGUUCUCAAGAGGUUUGUAGCUCCGCAUACAGUCUAUAGCUCUUCAAUUUUUGUUUGACGUAAAAAAGCUGUACAAUAUAGGGCGAUGAUGUACAUAAGAAGGGUAAUCUUCUUCCUUGUCUGUUUGUUAAUCGCCACCAAUGCAGUGUUUUCGGUACCGGUGUCCUCUAGAUGUUGAGUGGCACAAAGUUUAAAGGAUUUGUAGUAUUUCCUGCC